CGCCAUGCCGUGCCGUGCCAUGCCGUGCCAGAAUCUUCCCCCGUCCUCGGAUUGGAUGAAUUUUUUGCUUUUGGGAUGCAGUGCGCACACGACGACUUCUGUUAUUCGCGCUUGCCUUCCGUUCCGGGAAGGGAAGGGAACGGGGUAGGGGGAACGACCAUCGAAAGAAUAGUCCCAGCCGGCAGAAAGGGGGAGUUGACCCCCCAAACGUACCGUACGGACUACCGGCAAGGUUGGUCAAAACGAGAACUACGAAACUACCAAGUAGAGUACAGUCUUGCGCCGAACUCCUAAUACUAGCAAUAGCGACAGGUGUCCACCAUCCGUGCCAUUUGCUAGUAGUCAGUCCCAUUGAUAGAGCUCUAAAAGCACGAUGCUCUAGGGGUGGUUCGAAAGAAUUGCUUGGCCACUUCGUCACCGCAUAAUGCAUCUGGCAUUGGUGGUAUGAUUCCUGAAGUGUAAUAUGAACGGUUUACAAAUAUAAUUAGUACAGUAGUUGUAUCGUUGUUUUUAGUAGUGGUCAAGUGCCGUUGUCGUUGUAUCGUGCCACGCCUUGGCUUGCUGGGCAUCGUUGCCAGACACCAAGAAAAGCAUGUGAUUCGGCUGCUGCUUGCCGCUACUACUAGUAGUAGAGGCAGGAUCACCCCUCCGGCCGCUCGUCCUCGAAGCGGUCGGGAACCGCCCACAGCCCCAGCGCCGGGUUCCCGAUGAAGAAGAACUCGCCGCUGCCGCUGCCGCCGCGCCACCCGUCCCCCGGGAGGUCCUUUGGGUCGAGGCCGUAUUCUCGCAGGGUUUCCCCGAGGUCCGCGUACCCAAAGCCCACCCCCUCGACGUCUUCCCGUGACAGGUGCGGGCCCGGGCAGUAGGUGACACGGAACCGGCCCUCGCUGCUCCCGUGGAUCAGGUGGGCGACGGCGCCCAGGUUCUCUGCCAGCUCCCGGUUCCUCCCGAUCCCCGAAGAAGCCGUUUCGUCGCCGUCGCCGUCGUCUCCCGUGUUCAGGCAGUCCAUGAUCUUCUUCGUCCCGACGUACCCGUGCUUCCGGAUCAGCCGGUCGACCGUCUCGUCCUCCCCGAACCGCUUGACCCCCGGCGCCAAAACGACCAGCUCCCCGCCGUCGGCGAUCGCCAUCCGCGUCCGGUAGAUGGCCUUGUUGCCGAGCCAGGUCGAGUGAAACUCGUCCGGAUCGAGGUAGACGACCAUCUUGGACGGAGACCGAUCCAGCAUGGUGAAAUUGGCGGCCAUGCUCAGCUUGCAGGCCCUCCGAUAGCACUCGAUGGUGUUCCCGACAAAGACCCCCCGGAGGCUCCCGUUUGGGGCCACCACCGUCAGAACGUACCACAGGUCCAGCUUGGACUGCAAAAAGUCCUCGCUGGCCCUGUUCAGUAUGGCCCGCAGGGGGUUGUCGGCCCGGCCCAUCAUGUUCUCCAUCCCGUAGACGGCGCCGAUGAAGUGGGAGAGGUUGAUCGCCUCCAGGCCGCCCACCCCCACGAAGAGGUUCUUGUUGAAGUUGGCCAUGCCCAUGACCUCGUGCGGGACGACCUGCCCGAUCGAAACGACCAGGGGCGGUGGUGCCUCCUUUUCGCCCCCCCGGUGGAGCGCGAGACGCUUCUCCCAGACGGCCCUGUUCAGCUGCGCCGGCCACGGCCGGUCGACCAUCCCGUUGGUGGCCUCCCGGACCAUCGCAGCCGGGACGUGCCCGAUGGUCACCACGUCCUUCCUCCAGUCGUGCACCAGAAAGGGACCGCCGCCUUGUGCGUCCGAGAGGCCCGCGAGCUCCGGGCCGUACAUGGUCUCGAUCUGUUCGCGGGUCAUGGGGGCGUGGGUCCCCAGCGCCGGCAUAAUCUUGAACUCUUGCGGCGGCGGGAACCCCGAGGGGGGAGGAGCGGGCGAUCCGGGGGACGGCGGUAUGCACCCGUAGUACCGCGCGAUCAUUUGCGUGAUUUUCCCCGCCUUGGAAUGGAACCGCGUGAAAUCCGGGGGGAGCAGAAAGACGUCGUCCCGCUUCCCCAGCUUGUCCAGAAAGGAGUGCAGUCCCUCGCGCAGCCGGUCGUCGCCGAUCCCGUCGGCGCUGGUCGGGUCGGCAAGGAUUUCGCACGGCAGCGGGUCGAGAGCCGGGGCGUUUUCUGUGGAGUUUGUGCUGGCCAUCGUGGUUGUGUGGUCGUUGUGGUGUUUGUUCUUGUUGUUGGUUUUGUGAAUUGUUGAUGUUGUAAAUAUGUGCUUCUGUUUCUUCUUUGUGACUGUCAACUCCAAGGAACCUCCCACUGAGAGAAUGAUCCGCUGUACAGCGUGGUUUCAAAAGUGCCAUCAAUCCCAAAAUCUAGCAACAAGAUCCCUGAAGAAGAUUGCGAUGAUUCGAUUCUUCUGCGGAGCGAAGAAAACAUUUCUCGCUCU
Molecule: messenger RNA, 2392 nt
Organism: Pseudo-nitzschia multistriata
Lineage: Eukaryota; Bacillariophyta; Bacillariophyceae; Bacillariales; Bacillariaceae
Source: the annotation of a GenBank genome assembly